GGCACCCUGGCCACUAGAGCAGAGUGACUGAAUUCUCCAAGCCCAUCCUGUCUCCCUGCGGGUUCCGGGCUGCUCUACAUGUGGUCACGUCUGCAAGGGACGUGUGCCACAGGCAGCACUGUGGGAAGAAGUAGCAGAGUGACUGGAAUUCUCGUCCUUUUUCUCGUUCUCGUGCACGUGACUCAGCUCUACUAUCUGACCAGUCCCGUCCAGCUGAGGGUAGAGCUCUGAAAGGAUUGGCUGGUGGAAGGUUCUGGAACUCAGGUUUCCCAAAGGAAUGUUUCUGUGUUGCUAAGCUAUGCAGUACCUACAACAGGGAGCCGCAAAGUCUCCUUGGAGCGGGAGCAGGAGAAACUGGGGCAGAGCUAUCUGGUAUACGGCAGUCGGCAGGCUGUCUCUGCCAGUCGGAAAUCCCAGCUCGGGCGGGAAGACUGACGGAGCUCGGGGACCCGGGGCGUAGGCCUGUGCUGAGGCCUGGAAGGCGUCGACAGCCUUGAGUUCCUGCCAACCACGUCACCUCUUGAAACUGUCCUCAGGGCCUGAGAGCGUCUGGGCGUGCAGGUGAGGAGGAGGAGGGCAGGACCGGUCACCGCGGCAGCGGGAGCAGGGCAGCAGCCUCCAGGAGCACCGGCCUCACCCCCAGGCCCGCGCCGCCGGAGGGCAGAGGCGGAUGGCUGGAAAUGGGGGCUACUUCCUGGUCCGGCACACCCCUCACCCCAGGAGGGUCUGCCACAUUAAAGGUCUGAAUAACAUCCCGAUCUGCACCGUGAACGACGACGAGGAUGACGCACUCAGAGCGCUGUGGGGGGCCGGCCAGUUCAGCCACUUGGAGAAGAGGGACACCCCACUCGCCAAGUGCAGCCCCCCCAGCUCCGCAGCCCCAGGCAGCGCCACCCAAAGGGGGCCCCCCACCCCGCGGGGCAGCAAUGUGCCUCUGCGGCCUCAUUCUGAGCCCUGGAGGAAGAUCCAGGAGUGCUUCCGAACUUCCAGUGAAAAUCCCUUAGUGAUUAAUAAGGAAGAAAUGAAGGUCGGGACUGCCGAGUCGCCUCCCCGGGCCAGCUCCACGACUGCCUCCUGCGGCUCGGAGGCUCCGGACGCCAGGGCCGCCAGGGCCGCCAGGGCCGCGGCCGAGGACUGCGUGCACAUCCCCAACUACCUGCACCAAGAAAUCAAAAUACUGGCGAAGCUCUGCGACAUUUUAAACACGGAUUCUCUGGCAGACGUUCUACAGUGGCUGCUCCACGCAAGCUCAAAAGAAAAAGAGUGGGUCUCAGCUCUGAUUCACACCGAGCUGGCUGAGAUCAAUGUGCUGAAGCGCGGCUGCCAAAGGAAGAACCCCUCAGCAGAACCGGGGGCAGGGCCUGGGAAACCACUCCCAGGGAAAUCACCCCCCAAUUCACCAGCAAAGUCAAAAGUGCCAAGCAGAUGCAAGGAAGGACACCAACCGGCCAGGUACGUGGACACGCCAGUCCCCGGAGGACGCCCGGCCCUCGGGCUCUGA
Talpa occidentalis (Iberian mole) is the source of this 1501-nucleotide messenger RNA. RefSeq names its product chromosome unknown C4orf17 homolog (gene CUNH4orf17). Bases 671 to 1501 code for a protein of 276 amino acids. The record is from RefSeq and is a predicted model, not a curated record. NCBI's taxonomy places the organism in Eukaryota, Metazoa, Chordata, Mammalia, Eulipotyphla, Talpidae. The transcript is spliced from 7 exons.